AUGUCACAAACCAAGAAAGAAGAAUGUACUAACUUUUCUCUUUCAAAGCACAAAGAUGUUGAUAAGUUGAGUGAACAAAUCAAAAGUUUUUUGUUAGACCAUGAUUUAAGUUUAGAAGUUAAACUUAAACCAAAAAGGCUUCCAUGUGAUGAUUAUCAAAUAACAAAUGUUCACAAUGGAUUUAUUAAUAAACAAAAUACAUUUUCUAUUGUUUCUAAGGAACAAGAUGAAACAGUAAAAUUAGAAGUUGAAAUUACAAAUUUCAAAAAAGAAAAAGUUGAAUAUGAAAUAAUUCAAAAUGGAUUGUUUGAGCAUAAAGUAUUUUUUACUCCAAAAGUGAUUGGAGAGCAUUUGAUUAUUGUUUCUGUUGAUGGGUAUUCUCUUCCUCCUAUUUCAUUAAUUAUAGAAGAUGUUAUUGAUAUUUCUCAAUGUUGGAUAGAUGGAAAAAUCAAAGAAGGUGGGUUACUUCAAGCAGAAAAAGCUAUAGGUCAACUUCAUAUGAUUGGGGAAUCUGGAUCUCCUUUUGAAGGGGAAUGUACAACUACAAUAAGUUGUUUUACACCAAACAAUAAAGAAAUAAAAGGUCAAGUUAAAAAAGGAGAGCAUGGAACUUAUACAUUAGAAUGUGAAAUUAACAAAAGAGGAACUUAUACAUUUGAUAUUUGGAUUAAUAAUAAAAGAAUUAAAGCAUUAUUAUUCAAUACUAAUUUCAUACUUCCUAUUUGUCCAUCUAAAUGUCUUAUUUCAGGUAAAGGAAUGGAAGAAAUAAAAACUAUCAAAAUGACAAAGAUAGUAGAAUUUACGAUUCAAACAAAAGAUAAAAAUGGAGAUUGUUUGUUAGAAGGAGGAAAUGAAUUUAAUAUUCACAUAACAGAUCCUAAAAAGCAAGUGAUACCUUGUGAGUGCAUUGAUAAUAACGAUGGUACUUAUACUUGUAAAUACACUCCAUCAUGUCCUGGAAAAUAUCAAAUUGAGAUUCAAUAUCAAACAAAACCUUUAGCCCAAUCACCUUAUUCAAUUAUAAUUGAAGAUGAGUAUGAAGAAGAAAGUGCUCAAUGUUGUUUGAAAGUUCAUCUCAUUAUUGCUUUUGUUAUAUGUAUUCUAGCAAUGAUUUAUAAAGUAAGUCAUCCAAAAAUGAUGUGUCUAGAAUAG
Messenger RNA from Entamoeba nuttalli P19, 1152 nucleotides. RefSeq names its product actin binding protein, putative. Gene Ontology annotation, biological process: actin cytoskeleton organization. The record is from RefSeq and is a predicted model, not a curated record. Bases 1 to 1152 code for a protein of 383 amino acids. NCBI's taxonomy places the organism in Eukaryota, Evosea, Mastigamoebida, Endamoebidae. The transcript has a single exon. Gene Ontology annotation, molecular function: actin filament binding.